UUUCCAGAAGCCUUGGCUCUCACUUCGUGCAAUUGUUAUACGUUUGUUCUCUUAUCAAUGAAAUGAUACUCUGUAGUAUAUAUAUAUGCUAAAUUUUGCUCUUUUAGAUCGCUUUAUUGUAGUAUAGGAUGGAAUACUUAAAGGAUUUAAACGUUACACCUAUUCUUAUAGGAAUUCUGUUAUCUGUUGCCACACUGUAUUGGUGGUGCAGCAGACGCAGUUAUAAACUUCCGCCUGGCCCCGUUGGUCUCCCUCUUGUAGGGUAUCUACCAUUCCUUGAUAAAGAAUCUUUCAAAUCAUUUAAGAAAUUGACUGAAAAAUACGGAAAUAUAUUCAGUCUAUAUCUUGGGAGGAAUUUUACAGUUGUGCUCAACGACUACAAACUCAUAAAAGAGGCUUUCAACCAACAGGCUCUUCUGGACCGGCCACCACAUAUAUUUGAUUUCCAUCCUGAUGGUUUCGGUUUUGUAGGAACCAACGGUGAAGAAUGGACAGACCAAAGAAGAUAUACUAUGAAGAUUAUGAGGGAUAUUGGACUCGGGAAGAGCCAGUGGGAAAAUUUGUUAAUGCUCAAGACCCAUGAUGGAAAACCUGUAAAUAUCUAUAGAUUCCUUUCUGCAAGUGUCUCUAACAAUAUGACGACUUUGGUCUUUGGGAAACGUCUCCCAGCUGGCGAUCCUGCGAGAAUUCUAGUGGAUAAAAACGUGGAAGUCAGCGCUCGAGUGUUUUUGCAAUCUGGAUUCGUCAGCUUCUUUCCAAAACUAUUAUCAUUAAUUGCUAAGAUUAGAUUCACACAACUUGGGAAAGACAGAAAAUUUUUGGUACAGUUUAGCAGUUUUUUGAAAAGACAGAUAGAAAGUCGCAAGAAAGCCCUGAUGGUUGAAGACAGCGAAGACGUAUUCAUAGACGGUUAUUUGAAAGAAAUUGAAAAGAAUAAACAAAGACAUAUCAAAAACACAUUUAAUGAAAAAAAUCUAAUUGGCAGUUGCCAAGCAAUGGUUAGUGCAGGUAGUGAGACCACACGGACCGCGAUUUUGUGGCUGCUACUGGCGAUGGUCACAUAUCCUGUAGUUCAGAAGAAAGUGCACGAGGAACUAGACACGGUUUUACGGAAGGAUGGAAAAAUCACGUGGAAGGAGCGCUCUAAAUUGCCGUAUGUCAGUGCGACUAUAAUGGAAUCCCUAAGGUGGAAGACUGUGGCCCCCUUAAACAUUUUACAUUAGUAAGUCUAGCGUUAAUUAUGUUUAAUGUUUUUCUAAGGCAUCAAAUAUGUUCUCAGAUUUGUUCAUAUGU
This is a messenger RNA of Stegodyphus dumicola, 1293 nucleotides long. Its product is annotated as cytochrome P450 18a1-like. NCBI's taxonomy places the organism in Eukaryota, Metazoa, Arthropoda, Arachnida, Araneae, Eresidae. The record is from RefSeq and is a predicted model, not a curated record.